CUUCCGUAAACAGUCAUGCUUCUCCGUGCGAACUUCGGAGUAGGUUGACUAGCAAUAAUUUUAUUCAAACAUUUUAUUCUACCUUUUCUAUCGCGUCAGCAGAUUCAUAUUAAAUUAGAGGUACAAUGAGCGUCAAUCAGCUUUUGAUAAUGGUUCAUAUCGGUAGGCUGGGUCUUCACGGCCAGAUGUCAUGUGGACCACAAAACAACAGCUCGCCUGGUCAAGUCUUGAGUUCUACUUGCCUAAUAAUGUGAAGAAUUUCACAAAUUGUAAGCGCACACCCAUAGGUACACUUGUAGGUAUAAUAUUACUCUGAGUUAUCUGUUAAACGGCGUGCCCUCAUGACAGUGACCGCAGGGGAACUCUGUGUGACUGUUAUUAUUUGAGAAAAUAUGCAAAACUUUCGGAGUUUAGGCCGUCUAUGUAGGGUAUUUGAUUCUAGUUCUAGUCGCCCUGGAUUUUAUUUCGGCACUGCUCUACUAGCCGCCUUAAAUGUGCUGGUGUGGCUCAGCGGUUAUCCAGCGAGCCUCACCCUGGGACCCGGUGGAGAGUUUCCAACUUUGAGAGAGUUGACUUUGUACGCGUUCAGCCAUGAGGACCUAAUAUCCCUUGUUUGGAACACCUUUCUUCUGGUGUGGCCGGGGCUAUGGCAGGAGCAGCGGUGGGGCACCGUGUCCUUUCUAUCCCUGGCCCUGCUCUCUAUGCUACUCCUGCCCCCGCUCUACACCGUGGCCCUCUUCAUCACGGCCGAUGAGACCAGCAGAAUCAGCGGCUCCUCCGCCAUCCAGCUGGCCCUGCUCACCGCUCAGAGCCAGCAGGUGAAGCAGAGGAGACUGUUGGGCUGUGUUCCUGUCUGGAUGCUGCCAUGGAUCCUCCUCAUAGUCCACUUCUUCCUGCUGCCGGGAGCUCCGGGCAUGCUACACUUCUGUGCCAUCUGUUUGGGCUACAACUACACUCCCUCGCUGAUCAGUAUCAUUCAGCGAUUUGAGGACAAAUGUCUGAUGAGCUUUCUGCCUGCCUGCGCAUACAUAUCUGCAAAAGCCAGAUUUCAGCUACCGACACAUAGAGUUCAUCAAAGAUCUGAGGGCCACAUACAGCCCAGAGUGGAGGCAUCAGACCUGGCUACAGCAGCCCAAUAUCCCUCCCCCUCUGCUCCAUCAGGGAUACAUCCCCCAUUGGACACAUUCAUGUUCGCCUCAGAGGCACAGGCUCUAGAUGAUCAGAUGUUAACGGCAGGAAUUAUGGCCUCGCUACAGUACACUACAGAGGAAGAAGAGAAAAGAAUCGAGUUGCCCAAGUCAUCUGUAUCCUCCCUGAGGCUACAGCAACUAGAGAAGAUGGGCUUUGCCACAGAGAAGGCUGUGGUUGCCUUGGCAGCCUCUCCACAGCUGGAUGGAGCCAUCUCCCUGCUCAUCAACGGGCAGGUUGGUGAAGAGGCAGUGGUGACAUCCAACAAGAAGAAAAGUCACCCUUAAGAUUAUUGUAUAUUUA
Engraulis encrasicolus (European anchovy) is the source of this 1491-nucleotide messenger RNA. RefSeq names its product rhomboid domain containing 3 (gene rhbdd3). NCBI's taxonomy places the organism in Eukaryota, Metazoa, Chordata, Actinopteri, Clupeiformes, Engraulidae. Gene Ontology annotation, molecular function: serine-type endopeptidase activity; protein binding. The record is from RefSeq and is a predicted model, not a curated record. The transcript has 6 exons. The coding region runs from base 393 to 1475 and encodes 360 amino acids. Gene Ontology annotation, cellular component: membrane.